UAGUACGAUCUGUGUAUCAUCCAUCACCACAAGGAAAAGAUCUAAAAAAUAAGACAGGUGGUUCUGCAGUUUUAAAAGGAAAAAUGGUCUUGUGAACUAGUAGGGGCCGGGCCGGGACACUUGCGUAGUAGGAGUAGUUGCAUUGAACCGCAAGAUCACGCGAGCUCUGACCAAUACAUAGAGUAGAGUAUUAUCUUUUCUCUUUCGGGCUGGCGUCCUUGUCCAUGAGAGGUGCCCGGAGUGAAUGCUGCCGUCGUGUCACACCGAUCGCCCCGAAGUCAAAUCGACGCGCCAUGUCACGGUGCCGCACGCGCACCUGCAUAUAUCGCGAGGCUUGGCUAGCUCUCGCCGUUGCCGCACGCACGCGCAGAGCGACGAGGCGACACGUACGGUGCGCGCGUGAACAGCCGAGAAGGGAAGAGAAGAGCGGCGAGGCCAUGGCGGGCGUGUGCGCGCUGCUGCUCGUCGCCGUGCUCCCUCCCGUGGUGGUGCUGCUUGUCUCCGUGGCCGGCCGGGCGGCGGCGCGCGGGGUGGGCGCGCUGGCGCGCGCGCACUACGCGUGGCCGGCGGGGUCGCCGUCCGUGCACGCGCGGAAGUGCGGCAGGAGGGCCGCGCCGGAGCAGCCGGAGCACGAGCUGCGCGUGUCGCGGCACCGCGGGGGCGCGGCGGUGGAGUGCGCGGUCUGCCUGAGCGGCGUGGCGGAGGGCGACGAGGUGCGGGAGCUGCGGUGCCGGCACGUGUUCCACCGCGCCUGCCUCGACCGGUGGCUCGCGACGCCGCCGGCCACGUGCCCGCUCUGCCGCUCCCGCCUGCUGACGGCGCCGCCGGUAGAGGCCGAGGAGGAGGAGGAGCUGGACCUGGACUCGGACCUGCUGCUGCUCAUGGCGUACGUGCACGGCGGCGGCGGAUGGUUCUGGUCGCCGUGAUCACGCGCCCGUGACCCAUGCCAGUGCCCGAGGAACUGUACGGCGUAGGGACGCGUGUGCGUGCGUGGUACACCGGCAUGCACGUACGGUGGCCUGGGCGCACGUUCCCGACGGUUUUGUAUAUUGUUUUUACGAGCUAGAUCGUCCGUUCAUUCCUCCUUUUCUUUAUUUCCUUUUUGGUUGUGGUUCGUGUACGCACGAGAGAGCGGUGGAUGGUAUGGAGCUUAGCUGGUUUUCUCGCA
This is a messenger RNA of Triticum aestivum (bread wheat), 1168 nucleotides long. Its product is annotated as probable E3 ubiquitin-protein ligase ATL45. The transcript has a single exon. The record is from RefSeq and is a predicted model, not a curated record. Lineage: Eukaryota; Viridiplantae; Streptophyta; Magnoliopsida; Poales; Poaceae. Gene Ontology annotation, molecular function: zinc ion binding. The coding region runs from base 225 to 926 and encodes 233 amino acids.